Pseudogymnoascus verrucosus is the source of this 2556-nucleotide messenger RNA. RefSeq lists its product as uncharacterized. The record is from RefSeq and is a predicted model, not a curated record. Lineage: Eukaryota; Fungi; Ascomycota; Leotiomycetes; Thelebolales; Thelebolaceae. The transcript is spliced from 4 exons. Bases 37 to 1470 code for a protein of 477 amino acids.
AAUCUAUCAUAUGCAAGUUGUUCAUAUUUCUGUCGUAUGGAACCUAGGAAUAGAGAAGUAGACACUGUAGCCAAUGAUAUGGCCUCGACGUCGUCAUCCAUUGGUAGCAGCAUACAUCCCACAGAACCGACAAGCUUGCAAUUCGUCACAUUCACGAGUUUUGACCAGACUACAACCGCGGAAACAAAAAGGAGAGUUCGUAGCCAUGCCCAGCGCCGAGUUCAGGACAGGAGGCGGCAGGAGAAGAAGAAUGGGAUUGCUAAAGAUAUCUCGUCGCUUUCAAACGCAGAUACACUGGGAAGCCUCAACGUAGGCCUAUGCCGCUUAGGCUCUGGUCGUUCAGAUCCAUUCACAUUGUAUCCUAUCGAGAUGAACUUACGAGCCCAUGAGUUAUUUGAUCACUUGCACGGCGACACGUGUCCCAUGUUUAAAACAUUGAACAACAUUGGAUUUUUCAAGACGGUCCUUGAUGAAGCUGCAUUUCGUCAGCUUCUUUGCACAUCAUCAGCGCAUAUGACGAGAUUACGAGAUGAGACUGAAAAUCCAGAAGCUAUUGUCCUAUCUACCCAAGCUAUCCAAUCAGUCAAUAGUAGAAUCACCGAUCCGAUGUUGGCCAUAAGCGAUGGAGUUCUAGUUACAAUUCUUGCAUUUGCAUGCCAUGCUGUAAUGUUUAAUGAUAUCAAAGGCAUAUCAACGCACUUUAAGGGCAUGGAGGCAAUAAUACAGCAAAGAGGAGGCUUGCAAUUUAUAAAGUCCAAUCCGGUGCUAUGUACAGUAAUAUUCUGGGUCGAUGUUAAUGCCGCAUUCUUGCAGGAUCAAGUCCCACGAUUUCCUAUUCCAUACGAUAUACUACCCCAAGCAUACGCUGGCGAGGUUACUUCCCUUUCUGGAUCCAGACUGCUACAAGCUUGUGCCACGAAUGGAAUGAUAUCUGCCAUCCACGACCUCCUUGUCCUAAAUCAAUAUAUGGUGAACAAGGCAGAGGAAAACGAUCUAUGGGACAAUGCUGUCUUUGCAGGACUAUACAUAGUUCCACUUCUAAGUAAACUGCUGACGAUUCGACACAAUGCCUUUGACGCUGCUCUUGCCACCGAAGAAGCCUGCAGGAUCGGCGCCCUCUUAUACCUCUCUGGCAUUCGGCGUAGGUUUGGUAUAACGCUUACAUCUGACAUACAUGUCCAAAAUCUCAAACACGCGAUAUCGGAAGACAAAUCAAGUAACCCAGAUCCGAUUCGCCCAUGGCUUCUCAUAAUCGGCGGAGCCCAAUCUGUCCAACUAGAAGAUCGAGAAUGGUUUGUCUCUGAAACGGCAAAUCUACUUUUGCGUCUCCAAUACAAUACUUGGGAUGAGUUAAUGGCGGCUGUGCGAGGUGUGCUAUGGGUAGAAGGAAUUCUCGAGACUGAGUGCGACCAGUUCCACGCGGACGUCACUAGUGAGGUGUGGAACAAAUAUGGAUUCCUAUUUUCAUAAACACUAGCAACUUAUUUCCAUAUUCAGGCUUUCCCAACCACUACGACCAUCUUUCCCCCGGCAUGGUUUUCAUCCAUCACUUUAUGGGCCUCUGCAAUCUCCUCAAACCGAAACACCCUCACUGGCCUUGCUUUGUAUCGUCCUUCCGCCACCUCAUUUGCAAUUUUCUGCAAUGGCACAUCUGAAAGCGGGAACCCAGGUUCUCCAAAGACGAAGCUUCCAAAGAAGCUGAAAUGCACACCGCUCGGCAUCUGGAGCAGGGGAUUAAAGUCUGGUAUUGGAGCCAGACCCCCUAGAAAGCCAGCUAAGCAGAGAUGGCCACCUCGUUUUAAAGUCGCCAAAGAGUCGAGCAGCACGCUAUUUCCCACGAGCUCCAACACAGCAUCGAUGCUCUUCGUCUCGGGCAAUCUCUUCGACAGUUCGGGGCCUUCCAGUUCGACACGCUUCACGCCUAGUCCUAGUAGCAUUGGGGCUCGAUCUAGGUUUCUAGUUGUGGCGAUGACUUUCGCUCCAGCAUUCACGGCCAGAUUGAUUGCAGCCUGGCCGAAGGAGGAUGUUCCACCACGCACAAGUAGGGUCUGGCCACGCGAGAGCUCCAGAUUUCGAAAUAUACAUGUCCAGGCAGUUGCGUAUGUUUCAGGAAUUGCUGCAAGGUCUUCCCAGCUCAACGAACUGUCGAUAGACGCAACGUUCCCAACCCGCACACGGGUGUACUCGGCGUAGCUUCCUGGGAUAGUCCGGCCCAUUCCUCCCAUUAUCGCAGCUACUUUCGUACCAAUGGCGAAUUCUCCACCUGGGCAUGAAUGGACAACUCCGACGCAUUCGAUACCGCUUACUUCUGCUGUUUCGUUCCAUUCCCCCUUUCGCAUGAACACCUCGGCAUGAUUCAAACCGAAUGCUCGGAUUUCGAUAACGACAUGGCCUGGUAGCGGUUCGGGAAUGGGGAAUUCUUUGAAGAUGUAUGUGGAAGGCUUUCCUGGGUCGGAUAGGGUAAUCGACUUCAUUGUGAGAGAGGUGCCCAGGGUCUGCGUGGUUUGGGUAGGUAGCGCUAAAAAUAAGUUGGUGAUAAGCAACGCUGAAUUGAUG